GCUAGCCCUUCAUCAGCAGCGGAUGCCACCAAUAAACAAGUCCACACAUUAGAAGGUCUUAAUCUGACAGUCCAAGUUCAAAAUAACUAAACAUCUCAUCAUUAGCAUUUAAUAUGGCAGAAGCACUUUCAGAUUCCGAUUUUUCCGAUAAUGAGCAAACUCCUUUAGAUGUAGAAUUCAACACAGCAGCUAACCAUUUACGUAAGAUCACCAACAAGUUGGACAACAAUCAGCUUCUUGAAUUGUAUGGAUUAUUUAAACAAGGGAUAGAUGGCAAGUGUAAUACUCCAAAACCAGGUUGGUUAGAUAGCCGUGGUCGUAGAAAAUGGGAAGCCUGGAAGGCACUAGGAGACAUGCCCAAAGAAAUAGCAAAACAAAAUUAUAUUGAUUUCGUGCAGAAAUAUGAUCCAAAUUGGUUAGAGUUAUCGGGCUGUAGAGAGACUGGUGUCACAGAAGCGUGGGUAGCAGUCUCAUCAUUGCAAUAUUCUCCAGAACCUGAACUGAUACAUGAUGAAUUGUCAAUACUCGAAGCCGCAAGGGAGGACUGUGAAGUUCGUAUUGCAAAGCUGUUGGCUUCAAACCCCGAGUUAAAACAUGAAAGGGAUGAUAAUGGACUAACAGCUUUACACUGGGCUGCUGAUAGAGACUCUACAAAAGCUCUUGAAGCUUUAAUUGAAAGAGGAUGCCUAAUUGAUGCAGUUGAUGAUUGUGGUCAAACAGCUUUACAUUAUGCUGCCUCCUGUGGUCACAUAAGGUCUACUCAAAUAUUAAUUAAAGCUGGAGCAACUUUAAAGAAGGAUGACGAUGACUGUACCCCCCUAGAUGUUGCUGCUGAUGAUGACAUAAAGAUGAUUUUGGAAGGUGCUAUGUAAAAACUCGGAAUAAUAAUUCUAGUGUCAGUUUUAUUUAGAAGUAAUAUUGAGUUCUAUUGUAGUGUGUAUUAAAUACAAAUUGGAAUUAUUUCCUAC
This is a messenger RNA of Diatraea saccharalis (sugarcane borer), 968 nucleotides long. The record is from the annotation of a GenBank genome assembly. Lineage: Eukaryota; Metazoa; Arthropoda; Insecta; Lepidoptera; Crambidae.